AUGAUGCCCAACAUGUACGGCCAUCACCAAUACAACCCGCAUAGCGAGCAGUCGUGGAUGCAUCAGCAGCCUAACCAUCAACACCAAGCCCAGCAAGCCGCCGCUGUCGCUGCCCAGCAACAACACUACAACCGCCUGGCAGGCGCCCACAACAAUGCCACUGCUGGCAUGGGGGCAUCCAUCCCUGGUCAUGUCCAAGACAACGGCCUGGAAAACGUGUCCGAGGAUAAUCGCCGGACCCUCAGCUUCAUCGCGGACCUCUUGAACGAGAACACGCGCGAGGCUGCUCUGUUGGAGCUCAGCAAGAAGCGCGAGCAAGUCCCGGAGCUGGCCCUGAUCCUGUGGCACUCUUUUGGAGUCAUGACUUCAUUGAUGCAGGAGAUCAUCUCAGUCUACAAUCUCCUCAACCCCUCUCAACUAACGGCGUCGGCUUCGAACCGAGUCUGUAAUGCGCUUGCAUUACUUCAAUGUGUGGCUUCGCACAAUGAGACUCGAACUCUCUUCUUGAACGCACAUAUUCCCCUCUUCCUCUACCCGUUCUUGAACACCACCUCGAAGUCCCGACCCUUUGAGUACCUUCGACUCACCUCGCUUGGUGUGAUCGGCGCAUUGGUCAAGAAUGACUCUAGCGAAGUCAUCAACUUUCUCCUGACCACUGAGAUAAUUCCCCUGUGCUUGCGCAUCAUGGAGACUGGAUCGGAACUCAGCAAGACAGUCGCCAUCUUUAUCGUCCAGAAGAUCUUGCUGGAUGACAAUGGUCUGAACUACAUAUGUGCCACUUACGAGCGCUUCUAUGCUGUGGGCACGGUCCUCAGCAACAUGGUAGCUCAGCUAGUGGAGCUGCAAACCGCUCGUCUGCUUAAGCAUGUUGUACGCUGCUUCCUGCGGCUCAGUGACAACGCCCGUGCUCGAGAGGCUCUGCGACAAUGUUUGCCGGAGCCACUCCGCGAUGCAACCUUCAGCUCCCUAUUGCGUGACGAUGCUGCGACCAAGCGAUGCCUUGCCCAGUUAUUGAUCAACCUUUCGGACAAUGUCGUUGAGGCCGGUGGCAAUGCCGCCAAGGUCGUCUUCUUCCACCGCGAGGCAGUGGACGCGCUCUUUGAGCGAAUUGCUGCCACUGGCGGCAGCUUGAACGUCGACGGCUAUACAGCAAACGUCUCGCCAAACUUCAUCAAAGCAGCCGCAGAACGAGAAACCACCGCCUCUUCGAGGACAUGA
This is a messenger RNA of Anthostomella pinea, 1218 nucleotides long. Lineage: Eukaryota; Fungi; Ascomycota; Sordariomycetes; Xylariales; Xylariaceae. The record is from the annotation of a GenBank genome assembly.